This is a messenger RNA of Phaeodactylum tricornutum CCAP 1055/1, 1063 nucleotides long. RefSeq lists its product with no specific name. The transcript has 3 exons. Lineage: Eukaryota; Bacillariophyta; Bacillariophyceae; Surirellales; Neidiaceae. The record is from RefSeq and is a predicted model, not a curated record. Bases 128 to 1063 code for a protein of 311 amino acids.
UUUGAUCGUAGCAGUGCAUGAUACAACCACGCCACGGGACCGCCACCUGACUGCUCCAUUCCCUUCACUUUCUAAUACCUCUCUCGUCAACAAUAUUGGUCUCCCCCACGAUAAUGUGAUUCUCGCAAUGCCCCCCGUGGACAACGACCGCCACAAUAACAGCAACAACAACAUCAUCAUCCACGAUCGACACGACCAUCGCGCAAGCAACAGCGUUGUCCUCGAUAUUCCGGAACGCGACACUGUCACGCGUCCAGUGAUGUCAGAGGCGUCGGACAUCAACCUUCUACACCGUUCGGUGGCGGAUGCGGGGCGAUGGGCGUUCGGGAUGAUUCUCGUGGAAGUGUGGGUGAUGAGCCCGGACAAAACGGCGCUGUAUCGAUCGGAUUCGGGUUGGUGGAUUGACCCGGUCUAUCAUCGAAAUUGCAGUGCGGACUGUAAAAUUUGUCGAUUGACCGAACCCUCACGCACGGACUAUUUGGCGCCACACCCACUCGCUCCCGGUGAAGGACUUCAGGGAGCACUCUGGUCGGAAACCGGUUAUCACUUACGCGGCGGCAACGGAAAUUCGAAUUCGUCAUCAUUCCAUAAUCAGUUCUUGUCCCGUGAUCAUCACAACAAGAAAAUGCUGGACGGAGUCUUUGGACCCACGUCUCCAAUCAAACAGGUCGUGUGGCGGGAAGUACAGGCGUUGGCCGACGAUCCCGAUCAACCGUGGAAUCCUCGAUUGCAGCUGCUUGCCGAGGUGGGUCUCGGCUGGGCGGCAGCAGUGCCAUUCCGUUACCACGGCCAGCAAGGCAUUGUCGUUUAUCUCGCCCGCCAAGCGUCGGACUUGAUCGGAGCCGCUUUUUGUUUGCAGGGGCCUCGAGCAAUUGUGGUGGAAGAACGGCGGCACGAACUUAGCGAUGCAUUGCGGCGAGUCAAGCGAAAAAUUGUGCACGCUCGGCAGAUGUCGGUCGAUUUGGGUACGCUGGUGCAGGACGAGGCACAAAGGAAGCAUAUUGAUGCUCAGCAAGCACUAGCCUGGCACGAAACAAAAUUUGGAGAGAUUUACCGCGCCUAG